UAUUGCCAAAAAGCGCUGCCGUAGGUCACAGGGGACCUCGCACGGCACGGAUAGACGAGAAAUAAGAAGCAGCCAUAACACGCAAAAAGAGCUCCGCAAAAGCAGCGGCGAGCGGCCAUCAGCGGUAGGCCAAGACAGCAGCAGUGACCAUGGCGCUAGACGCCGCGGAUCACGCGGACAUCAUGAAGCUCAGCCUCGAGGAGCGCGUCGCGCAGCGCGUCAAAGACGUAAAAACCAUGACGAAGCGGCCCUACGCGCCGGCCGCGGACCCGCUCCCUCCAAAAAGUUCGGAGAACCGCUUCGCGGCGCCCACAAAUAGCUUCGCGCUCGGGAGCGCGGAGCGGCCAAGGAGAAGGAAGCCCCGGGGGCGCGCGACGAAUGAUCUGAAUGACGUCUGGGCCUCGCUGGACAAGCUCAACGAGGCGGACGAGGCCGACGCGCUCGACGGCGUCACGUUGGAUGAGGACUUGUGUGCCGCGUUCGACGCGGCGGCGAAGAUUGCUGACGACGACGAGUACGACUGGAGCGCCGGAGCGACGAGCUUCGCGGAGCUGGCCGUCGAGAAGCUCGAAUUUGGCGUCUCGCUGCUGCCGGAGGCGUCCCUCGAAAAUGAUGCGGGGCCCUACCGCGACCAGGAGCCUCUACUAGAAUCGUCGGACGACGAGUCGUCGGAGGACGACGCGCCGCCGGAGAUCGACGAGGUCCUCGAGCAAGAAAGAGAAGAGGCCGAGGCCUUCCGGAACCGGAGAUUGGGAGAGGCGCCUCCAGUCGUGGCGAGGGGCAAAGGCAAGCUCAAACCCAAGGCCUCGCCGACGUGCGUCGCGGACUUCGCCGAUUUGCAAUCGGGCGAGACGUUGGAUAUCACAAAACUCGAGGAGGCCUGCGAAAAGGAAAUCGUCUACCCCAGAAAUCCUAACCGCAUGAAGGAUGAGGAAGCUACAAAGCGGGGCGAGGCCAUCGCGAAGCAUUACCGGGCGCAGAUGGAGCGCAAGGAGGCUAAAGAACAGCGACGUCGGACGCGUGCGAUGCGCGGCCGCGUGCUCGGCGAGGACGAGGCGGACACGUCGUCGUCUGAGGAUGACGACGGCGCCUUGCGCGAGCCCAUCCCGCCGGGCGCCUUCGACCACGGCGGCGCGUCUACAACCGCGGAGCCGCGGCCGUCGCCGUUCCCGGCCUGGGACGACAGUAAGAACGUGGCGGAGAACCUCGACGCGUGCCUCGCGCGGCUGCGCGUGGGUGCGCCCCUGGCCGACGCGGACGUCGCGGGCACCGCCGGCGCCGCCCUGGUGAACGAGCUGCCGCCCGACUUGGAUGGAGAGGGCGCGUUCAACCCGGCGCUCGGGGCGCUCGCGGACGACGGCGGGGCGUUCGCGGACUAACGUGUGGUUUUGAGA
Molecule: messenger RNA, 1394 nt
Organism: Pelagomonas calceolata
Lineage: Eukaryota; Pelagophyceae; Pelagomonadales; Pelagomonadaceae
Source: the annotation of a GenBank genome assembly